This is a messenger RNA of Penicillium cataractarum, 1806 nucleotides long. Its product is annotated as T6SS phospholipase effector Tle1-like catalytic domain-containing protein. The transcript has 2 exons. The coding region runs from base 1 to 1806 and encodes 601 amino acids. NCBI's taxonomy places the organism in Eukaryota, Fungi, Ascomycota, Eurotiomycetes, Eurotiales, Aspergillaceae. The record is from RefSeq and is a predicted model, not a curated record.
AUGGAAUCUCAUGAAUGGAGGGAGAUCUUGGGACCUUUUGUGCAGCCGAAACAGUUUGUUCUUUGCUUUGAUGGGACGGGGAAUAAAUUUGCUGGUGAUGGGUCGGAUACGAAUCUUGUGAAGAUUUAUCGCAUGCUUGAUCGCAGCCAAAGCCACCAAUACCACUACUACCAACCCGGUAUAGGAACGUACGUGACAUCACACUCACUCGGUAGCAAGGGACGAAUCGAGCGUAUCAAGUCUUCAUACAAGAAAGCCAAAGAUGCAGCACUGGGAUCAUCCUUCGAUGAGCACGUCCUAGGAGGAUACAAGUUCCUAAUGCGAUACUAUGCCCCCGGCGACGACAUUUACUUCUUCGGCUUUAGUCGAGGCUCAUAUACGGCACGCUUCCUCGCAGAAAUGCUAGACUACAUCGGUCUACUCCAACCCGGAAACGAGGAACUAGUGCGCUUUGCAUGGAAGACUUUUGCCAAAUGGCAGCAACGGAAAAGUGGCACGGAGCAGGACGACAAGGAGAGACACAAGCUGUUCCGUUUCAUGAAGGCCUUCCGCGAGACGUUCAGUAGGCCGGUGAGUCGGAUUAAGUUCAUGGGACUAUUCGAUACGGUGAAUAGUGUGGCUAUGUUUGAGAAUGCUUGGAUGGAGAGGAGCAAGUUUCCUUAUACGGCGCAGACGACGGCUCGUGUUAUUCGACAUGCUGUCUCUAUCGAUGAGCGGCGGGCCAAGUUUCGGCAGGAUCUGAUAUCGGAGGUUCGACCUGCUGCCCAUGGCCAUUCUCAUACACAUCGGUUGAGGCAUUUGCUCUCACGAGAGGAUCAUGAGAAGACAAACGUCCCGGAGAUUAUUCUACCGGAAAAUGGGGAAGCCGGGAGACAAGGGCGCCGCAGGUCUGCAUCUGGCAGUGGGACGGAUGAAUUCAGAUAUCGUGCCCCGUCGUCGUCACCAAUGCGCAAAGGAAGUUCCGAAUUCCCCAGGACCAAUGCCUAUCUGGCCGAGCAUCGCUCAGUGAAAAGCGCAGUUUCCAGAACCUCUCUCCGAGUUCCCAGCUUGAACAUCCCCGGCAGCGGUGAAGAAGAACAGGAUGAGCAGGACAUCUCAGAAGUCUGGUUCCCAGGUCAACACGGCGAUGUCGGUGGGGGUUGGAAGCUCAACCCAGAGGAUCCCUGGCCAUUAAGUCACAUCCCGCUCGUAUGGAUGGUUAAAGAAGCACAAGCUGCCGGUUUAGAAUUCGACCCCGAGAAACUGAAACGCUUCAAUUGCUACGAGGACUAUCACGCUCCAAGCGAAGGGCUCAAGGAAACCACCCUAUCCAACGGCCUUGCAGCACAUAGUAAAGACACUCCCAACCGACGAACAGACAAAUUCAACGAAGCACUUUCUCAUACCAUGGACCAAGGCAUCGCCCACGACUGCCUCACCUACGGUGGCGGCCUUUCAUUAUUCUCAACAAUGGCAUGGCGAUUAAUGGAGUACCUUCCUUUCCGAAGAAUGGACCUCCAACCCGACGGAACCUGGAAACCGAUUCGCUGGCCCCUUCCUUGUGGAGAAGUGCGUGAUAUUCCCGAGAACGCACAGAUACACAUCUCCGCUGUUCAUAAGCUGCGGAUUGAUCCGAGUUACCGACCGGGGAAUUUGAUUAUUGGAGGGGGAGGACGUGGAGUGAAGAGAGCGCCGGAAAAACUUGGGAUUGGGGAGUGGGAGGUUUGUAGACAUGAGGGUGAUUUGGUGAGACAGACUUAUGUGAGGAAGAAUUUGAAGAAAGAUGAGGAGGGUGUUUGUCGGGAUGAUCAUGCUGCAGAGGUAUAG